This is a messenger RNA of Torulaspora delbrueckii, 3096 nucleotides long. It is a transcript of the gene VSB1, whose product is annotated as Vsb1p. The transcript has a single exon. NCBI's taxonomy places the organism in Eukaryota, Fungi, Ascomycota, Saccharomycetes, Saccharomycetales, Saccharomycetaceae. The record is from RefSeq and is a predicted model, not a curated record. Bases 1 to 3096 code for a protein of 1031 amino acids. Gene Ontology annotation, cellular component: membrane.
AUGCCCAGUACGGGAAAUACAGGUGGACCCCGCAAUCGAGGCAGGCAUUCCAUAUCUGAGGCGAUAUCGGUAUCAUUGGGGUUACAAAAUACAAAUACACCAAGAGAUCACCAUGAUGGGAACCAUUCGAAUCCAUACGACAGUCAAAAUGAUCAAUUUAUGUCUCCUCGCAAUAAUUAUUUAGGAAGAUCAUAUGUCAGUGGUUUUUUGUCCUGUUCACCUUAUGGUUCUAACUCACUAGAAUCUGAUAGGUUGCCCAUAGCUAGAAUGAGGACUAAAUCUAUACAUGCAGCGAAAAACCUUCAUAGACAGACUGCCAAGUUGUGUGAAGACUUUAAUGAGCCCAAUGUUGAGGAUAAUAAUAUUCAGGACUACGUGAGUGCCACAGAAGAGCCAAGGCCAAUGGAGAUCAGCGAUGCGGAGCGAAUGUAUGAUCAAGAAGAUGAGUUGAGGAACCCCGUUCAUGUUAAUACUGAAGAUCGUGGCGAUGACAUUGAAGAUGUCUACGAAAGCCUUGUGACAGGUGCGCAUGGCGGAUACCGUGCUAUUCCUACAUCUCCUGGAGGAGGACUGCGAACGUCUUCCCGUUCUGCUCUGUGGAGACAGUUUAUGUCGUCAUCUUCUAAGCUUGUUCAUUAUUUACCAGCGACAAUUCUAGGCUUAUUGCUUAAUGUUCUUGAUGGUCUCUCCUACGGUAUGAUUAUCUUUCCAAUUACUGAACCUAUAUUCUCACACUUAGGUCCCAGUGGGCUUUCGAUGUUUUACGUUUCUACCAUCAUUUCUCAAGUAAUUUAUUCAUCCGGAUUCUCGAACUUUCCUACAGGUGUAGGCAGUGAAAUGAUCGAAGUUACACCGUUUUUCCAUUCUAUGGCAUUAGCUAUCAAAGACGCUUUACCAGGUAGAGAUGAUGAGAUCUUGACUACCACUAUAUUUUGCUAUGUUAUCAGCUCACUGGUGACAGGUUUGACCUUUUACGUUCUGGGCAAAAUGAAGCUAGGUAAGAUUGUCGGUUUCUUCCCACGUCAUAUCUUGAUAGGUUGUAUUGGUGGUGUUGGUUACUUUUUGGUGGUAACAGGCCUUGAGGUGACUACUAGAGUCGCUAAACUUGAAUACACUUGGCCCUUCAUUUCCCAUAUGUUUACUGAUGUGAGCACGCUAGUGAAAUGGGUUCUACCAGUGCUACUAACGGUGUUAUUGAUUGUCACGCAGAGACAUUUCCAGAAUUCAUUAGUUCUUCCAACUUUUUACAUUGCAACCCUUGUUGCAUUCCAUUUUGUGGUGGCCAUUAUUCCCAACGUUUCCUUGGGUAAACUGAGAAACAUGGGAUGGAUCUUUCCCGUUGCUGCAUCGAAGGAUCAAUGGUACGAUCACUAUAAACUAUUUCAACCUCAUCGGGUUCAUUGGGGGUUGAUCGCAAAACAGGCUCCCACCAUGCUGGCUCUGAGUUUUUUUGGUAUUCUUCAUGUUCCUAUUAAUGUUCCGGCACUUGCCAUAUCACUACAAAUGGAUAAAUAUGAUGUCGAUAAAGAACUUAUCGCUCAUGGGUAUUCGAACCUCUUAAGUGGCGCUUUGGGGUCCAUCCAGAAUUACCUGGUCUACACCAACAGUCUCCUGUUCAUCAGAGCCGGUGCAGACUCUGCGAUGGCGGGAUACUUACUGGCAUUUUUGACCUUUAUAAUGAUGGUCAUUGGUCCCGUCAUCAUAUCUUACAUUCCGAUCUGCAUUGUUGGCUCUUUGAUCUUCUUAUUGGGGUACGAAUUAUUAUAUGAAGCUCUGAUUGAGACUAGAGGUAAAGUUACCAAUUUCGAGUACAUUACAAUCUGUAUCAUCGUGUUAACCAUGGGAAUAUUCGAUUUCGUUCUCGGGGUUAUCGUUGGUAUACUAAUUGCCUGCUUCUCUUUCUUGGUUGAUAGCACUAAGUUACAAACGAUCAACGGUGAAUAUGACGGUAAAAUUGCUAAGAGCACUGUUUACCGUGACUAUGUCCAAAGCAGAUUCCUUGAUGGUAUUGGUGAGCAGAUCUAUGUUUUGAAAUUGCAAAGUUUGCUAUUCUUCGGAACUAUCAUUUCUAUCGAGGAGAAGAUAAACAAAUUACUAGAGAUUAGUGAUGACCAGAAAAACUCUAAACGCAGAAUAAAAUGCCUGAUACUGGAUCUCAAAAAUAUCAAUGCUGAUAAUAUCGAUUAUUCAGCCGCUGAAGGUUUCAAUAGGAUCAAGAGGUUCACACAAAGCAAACAUAUUCAACUGAUUAUUUCUUCCAUAAGUGAGACGGAUCACAUUUAUACCGCUUUCAGCAAAGUUAAGCUAUUGGAUGAUGUAGAACUAUUUGGUGAUUUGAACGGUGCAUUAGAAUGGUGUGAGAAUGAGCUUCUAUUCAAAUAUAAGGAACUGCGGGCGAAGGCGAGAGAUAGACUACAAAACAAAAUGCAAAUGGCAAAUCUAGCUGCGAAUAACGAUACCAAGGCAAUCGAUGGGGUGCCAAAGAGUCACCACAUGCAAAACCUCAUGUCAUUACCAUUUAACACACCUCGGAACGAUCAGAUGCUGUCUGUUGCUCAACGAGUCUUUAAGAAUGAACAAAAGACAGUGGACAGCUUAAAAGUUAAUUAUAAGGAGCUGCCUCCAGUAUUACCUCUACUGUUAUUUGCUUUGAAGCCUUACAGACCAGGCAUUCUAUCCGAGGAUACCAACGUGAAGAACAGUGAGCUAGAAUUGUGGUCCAAACUGUGUCCAUACUUCACUAGGCGCAGGCUUGCAUCACAAUCAAUUUUGCUGCACAACAGCGAUAUCUUCUUCGUCAUGGAAACAGGUAUCUUGAAAAUUGUCUACGAUCUGCCACAAGGUAUCGUUUAUGAGUCUUUGUCGAACAGAACGUGUUACGGAAUAGUUCUCAACCCGGGGACGAGACCAUGUAGCGAGAGUAAAGUGACCAUCAAGACAGAAACUGAAGUAGUAUUAUGGGUUAUCGACUCUAGCAUCUUGGCUAGGCUCAAGCAAGAAAAUCUCAGUUUGUACACCGAACUGAUACUGCUUAUUGCUACAGUCAAAGAACAAAGGUACAGACAAAUCCUUGGAUACACACUUGUCAGUGCUUAA